Molecule: messenger RNA, 2081 nt
Organism: Syngnathoides biaculeatus (alligator pipefish)
Lineage: Eukaryota; Metazoa; Chordata; Actinopteri; Syngnathiformes; Syngnathidae
Gene: kcnj19a
Product: potassium inwardly rectifying channel subfamily J member 19a
Exons: 5
Coding region: 446-1990 (514 amino acids)
Biological process (GO): regulation of monoatomic ion transmembrane transport; potassium ion import across plasma membrane
Cellular component (GO): plasma membrane
Molecular function (GO): G-protein activated inward rectifier potassium channel activity
Source: RefSeq, a predicted model, not a curated record
GCGUUGCAGUGCUCGCAGAUGUGAGGUUUGCUGCCCGGCGACAUGCUGCCCCCGUCGCCGUCCGCCAUCAUGGACUAUAAACAACAUUCAAACGUAUAAUCAGCGACGUCUGCCUUCAAAUUUCGGAACCUGCGAUUAAGCUUGGCCUCUUGUCCGUCGCUGUUCAACCUGCGACCUUUCUUCCCAGUGGGCUCCUUUCCUAAGUGACUCGGCAGCUGCAGCGACCACAAAAGGAGGACGGCUUCUUCAGUUUUUCAGUUCACAGCUCCCGCGCGGCCCCGAACCCGGCCCGGCGGACUUCUCGGAAGCGUUCAGCGAAGUGUCCCCCGUGCGUAAAAAAGUGCAUGGCGCCUUUCGCGCGGCACCGCAGGUGAACCGGAGACCAGGAUGGAGUGAGUGAGUGAGUGAGUGAGUAGUCGCUCGCUUGGCUUGGGAAGCAGCUGAGAUGGCGGCACUUCGCAGGAAAUUCGGCGAGGACUACCAGGUGGUCAGCACCAAUCGGGCCGGAGGAGGCGGAGGCGGAGGGGGCGGCGGCGGCUUCUCGGCGCCGGCGGCCAAGAAGAAGCGGCAACGCUUCGUGGAGAAGAACGGCCGCUGCAACGUGCAGCACGGCAACCUGGGCGGCGAGACCAGCCGCUACCUGUCGGACCUGUUCACCACCUUGGUGGACCUCAAGUGGCGCUGGAACCUGCUCAUCUUCAUCCUGACCUACACGGUGGCGUGGCUGGUGAUGGCGUCCAUGUGGUGGGUGAUCGCCUACAUCCGCGGCGACCUGCAGCAGCACGCCCGCGACGCCUCUUACACGCCGUGCGUGGCCAACGUCUACAACUUCCCGUCCGCCUUCCUCUUCUUCAUCGAGACCGAGGCCACCAUCGGCUACGGCUAUCGCUACAUCACCGAGAAGUGCCCCGAGGGCAUCAUCCUCUUCCUCUUCCAGUCGCUGCUGGGCUCCAUCGUGGACGCCUUCCUCAUCGGCUGCAUGUUCAUCAAGAUGUCGCAGCCCAAGAAGCGCGCCGAGACGCUCAUGUUCAGCCAGGACGCCGUCGUCUCGCAGCGGGACGGCCGCCUCUGCCUCAUGUUCCGCGUGGGCAACCUGCGCAACAGCCACAUGGUGUCGGCGCAGAUCCGCUGCAAGCUCAUCAAGUCCCGGCAGACCCCGGAGGGCGAGUUCCUGCCCCUGGACCAGUGCGAGCUGGACGUGGGCUUCGGCACGGGGGCCGACCAACUCUUCCUGGUCUCGCCGCUCACCAUCUGCCACGAGAUCAACCCCAAGAGCCCCUUCUUCGACCUGUCGCAACGUUCGCUCACCAGCGAGCAGUUUGAGAUUGUGGUGAUUCUGGAGGGCAUCGUGGAGACCACCGGCAUGACGUGCCAGGCCCGCACCUCGUACACCGAGGACGAGGUCCUGUGGGGCCACCGCUUCCUGCCCGUGAUGUCCCUGGAGGAGGGUUUCUUCCGAGUGGACUACUCGCAGUUCCACAGCACCUUUGAGGUCCCCACGCCGGCGUACAGCGUCAAAGAACACGAGGAGAAGAAAUCCCUGCCGUCGCCCAUGUCCACGCCGGCGCUGACCGAAUGCCAGGGGGCCCGCCGUGAUCGCGUUUUCUCAGUGGACUGCAUCAACGCGGCGGCGGUGGCAGCGGGCAGGGGUGGCGCGGGACGGUUGCCCAGUAAGCUGCAGAGAAUCAGUUCAUCCGGGAAGGAGGACCUCCAGAGGAAGGUACUGAUGCUGACCUCGCAGCACUCGGAGAAGGCGUGCAGUACCGGGGAUCUGCCGCUCAAGGUUCAGCGGCUCGGAUCCUCGUCCGGCCCUGACAACUCGCUCAAGGUGGGGUUCGAACCCAUGACCCAGUCCACCGGGGAUCUGUACCAGCACAGCCUGAUGCCCACCUUGUGCCCGCCGCACCCCCCCGCGCACAGCCCCCUGCUGUCGGCGACCAGGAGGCCCGAUGACAACCUACCGGCCAAGCUGCGCAAGAUGAACCGCUGAAGACGUCGAGUCUGGCUCAACGAAAGUCCUUAAACUGACUGACUUUCCAACUGACAAUACUUUGCACAACAAAAAUGUGGCGCUACGCAAA